GGCGCGCGGCGCCCGCGCCGCAGCCAUGAGCGUGCCGCGAGCCGCCUGGGACGAGGGCGGCCGGGAGCUGGCGGCGCCGGAGCCCGCGCUGCUGGCGCCGGAAUCGGGCGGCUGCGGCUUUGCUCCCGGCUGGCUGGGCGUGUGCUGCGCCGCCCGCCUGCCUGCCGCUUCGCCUCGCUACCUGCUGCCUGGGGUCGAGGAGGAGGAGGAGGCUGCGGCGCCGGUGCACGGGAGCGCGGCGCAGGGCGGCGGGAGCAGCCCCAGUGGGGCGCAGAGGGGCACAGUGGGCGGCGGGCGGCCGCGGGGCGGCGGCGGAUCCGGACUGCGGGCGCAGGUGAGCGGCGUGCAGAAACAGCGGCGGCUGGCUGCCAACGCGCGGGAGCGGCGGCGAAUGCACGGGCUGAACCACGCCUUCGACCAGCUGCGCAAUGUCAUUCCUUCCUUCAACAACGACAAGAAGCUCUCGAAGUACGAGACGCUGCAGAUGGCGCAGAUCUACAUCAGCGCCCUGGCCGAGCUACUGCACAGCCCCGCCGCGCCCCCCGACACCUCGGGCAAGGCCGAGCUCCGCGGGGUUCCCUUCGAGCCGCCCUGCGCCGCCGGGACGGGGCCGCCGCCGGGACCUCCGGCGCCUCCGCCGGGGCCGCCGAGAGCCUCGCCCCCCGGGCAUGGCAGGACUCGCUUCCCCCCGCCGCCGGCUGCGGGGGGCUACUCGGUGCAACUCGACCCGCUGCACUUCUCCUCCUUUGCGGAGGGCGCCCUGAUGGGACAGAGAGCCCCUUCCCCUGCCCUCCUCAUGUCGCAGCCUGGGCAGCCGCCGCAGGAGCGGAGAAAAACGUCGCCCCGGUCCCACAGGAGCGACGGGGAGUUCUCACCCCGCUCCCACUACAGCGACUCGGACGAGGCCACCUAGGGCGGGGCGCCGUCCCCAGCACACCCAGGGUCGCCCCUCGGAACACGGACUCUGCUGUGGGGUGAGCAGCCGGCCGCAGUGCCGUCUCGGAUGGCAUCGGCUCUCUCCCGGUCGCCUUGAAAAUCCGCCCCCUCUUCUCCCACCCGUGGUUUGUCCAAGGGGAAUGGCUGUUAGGGAGUGACUGUACCCGCCCUGUCU
Dryobates pubescens (Downy woodpecker) is the source of this 1111-nucleotide messenger RNA. It is a transcript of the gene ATOH1, whose product is annotated as atonal bHLH transcription factor 1. Gene Ontology annotation, molecular function: protein dimerization activity. The transcript has a single exon. The coding region runs from base 26 to 913 and encodes 295 amino acids. The record is from RefSeq and is a predicted model, not a curated record. Lineage: Eukaryota; Metazoa; Chordata; Aves; Piciformes; Picidae.